Rhodamnia argentea is the source of this 2247-nucleotide messenger RNA. RefSeq names its product BUD13 homolog. Gene Ontology annotation, molecular function: RNA binding. Gene Ontology annotation, biological process: mRNA splicing, via spliceosome. NCBI's taxonomy places the organism in Eukaryota, Viridiplantae, Streptophyta, Magnoliopsida, Myrtales, Myrtaceae. The transcript is spliced from 9 exons. The coding region runs from base 16 to 1857 and encodes 613 amino acids. The record is from RefSeq and is a predicted model, not a curated record. Gene Ontology annotation, cellular component: RES complex; U2-type spliceosomal complex.
AAAAUUAACUAAUACAUGUAUAUAUAUAUUGCGGAGUUUUUAAGGGGUUUUACUUUUGCUCAAAUUGGUCUCUCUCGCGAGGAGUUUCUGCAGCUGGUUCUGCAAAUCCGAGCUCGUGAUCGCUCUUCCCUGACCGACUCGCCUGAAGUAGCAUUGGCAUCGACAAGAAUGGCGACCUCAGCCUCAGGUUCAAAGUCACUCAAAGAGUAUUUGAAGCGAUAUGAAAGUACGGUGGAGCAAGAAAAGAAGAAGAAGAAAAAGAAGAAAAAGAACAAACCGAGAACAGAUGCUGCUAGGGUUUUAGUUGUUGAUGAAGAUCCAGUUUGGCAGAAGCCCGUAAAUCUCUCAGAAGAAGAAAAUACUGAUGAUUCAGCUGAUGAAGCAAAGCCCCAAAUUGAUGAAGACAUUGAAGUGAAGCGAAUGAGAAGGCUGGAGCUUCUCAGGUCCAGACGUCCUUAUCACUCCAUUUCUGAUGAUGGGAGUGGCUGGGUUUCACUUUCUUCAAAAUCCUUCAACUUGGUUAAUCAAAAUGCCGACAUGUCUCCACCCCGUUUAAGGUCUCGGAAUGACACACCUUCACCAGAACAUGGACUAGAGUCAUGUGGUCCUGCUGAUACUGCUCUGUCACCACCAUGUCGGAGACGGCAAGAUACUCCCUCACCUGGACCUGUUGCAGAACUUACGGAUUUAAAUGCAACAAAGUUUGAUAUGUCCCUCCCUCGUCGGAAGAGGGUGCGGCAUGAUUCUGCAUCACCACAACCCAGUCCUAAGCAGCCACUUUCUGGCAAGGAAUAUGCUGAUUUAUCUCCCCCUAGGCAGCAGCUAAGACGUAUGUCAUCACCUGAAAGAAGUUCCAUCAUAUCAGAUGUUGAUAUAUCUCCACCUCGUAGAAGGAGGGCUACAUCGGAUGCACCAUCAUCUGAGCCACAUGUCGAUGAGGCAGAUUUUGGCAGAAAAGACACUGAUCUAUCACCUCCAAGGCAACAUCGGCGACGCCAUAGUACUCCUCCCGAUCCUGAUUUUGAUGGUUCAGAUCUGGCACUGCCAAGGAGAAGCCAGAAGGGUCGUGGGAAGCAAUCAUCACCUGAUCAUCCUACAGAACGUCUAUUAGAGGAAAUUGAUGUUUCACUUCCUUCUGCUUCUGACCUUUCCCCGCCGAGAAAAAGUAGGAAGAAUUUGUCUGGUUCAGUGGACACAAGAGAGGGAAUAGCAACUGGACUAAUUUCUGGUAAAGAUAUCAGCAAGGAUACGGCUAAAAUUAAAAAGGAUGAGUGGUUGAGGUUUAACGCAUUGGAUGCUUCUAUUACCGGGAAAGGAGCUGAAGGUGUAUAUCGGGAUAAAUUGACAGGAAAACGCUUAUCAAAGGAGGAGGUCCUAAAGUCACGACAGAAAGUAGAAGAAAAGCCUAAGGAAAAGAAGCUGGAGUGGGGCAAGGGGUUGGCACAAAAGCGGGAAGCAGAAGAGAGGCUGCAGGAACUAGAAAGUGAAAAGGACAAACCAUUUGCUCGGACUAGAGACGAUCCAGAACUCGAUAAAAUGCUAAAGGAAAGAGUUAGAUGGGGAGAUCCCAUGGCACACUUAGUAAAGGUAAAAAAACAUGUGGAGCCAGCACUUGCCGAUUUUGGGGAUGAUGAGAAGAUGAAGGAAUCAGGAUUUGUAAUUCCUCAGGACAUUCCCAGUCACAGCUGGUUGAAAAGGGGAUUGGACGCUGCCCCAAAUCGAUACGGUAUAAGACCAGGAAGACACUGGGAUGGGGUUGAUCGUAGUACUGGGUACGAGAAGGAGCUAUUCAAAAGGAUGAACGAGAAACGAGCAUCAGAGAGAGAAGCUUACCUAUGGUCUGUGUCGGAUAUGUGACUGUUUCCACAACAUAAGAUCCACGGCUUACUAUUCUCAAGUUUCAGCAUUUUGUCGGCCAAAAAUCAAGUGAAAGUGCAGCUCACAUUCAUUUUCGAGAUAAAUUUGGUUGAGAUGUUGCAUUUUGUCUUCCGUGCAUAAAAGGUAGCUCUCCUCUGUUCAAAAGUCUGACUGAUGGAUUAUUUCUAAUUCCGCAAGUACACCGGACUUGUGGAGUCCCCCGGGUUUGUAUAGACCUGCAGAUUAUGAUGUUUUGUAGAUUGUCUUCUUUCCCGUCUUUUUUUUUUUUUUUUUUUUUUGUCGUAGGGGGAAAGAUAGAGAGCCUCUGGGGGGAAAAAAGGAAAGGAAUGAUAUCCGUUUUGCUUUGUCUUACAGUGACUUUGCUAUUGA